AUGAGGAACCUUGAGCGACAAGUGGGACAAUUAGCCAAACAAGAUGAACGGCCAACCAAUGUGCUCCCAAGUGAUACAAUCCCCAACCCAGGGGAAGAAUGUAAAGCUGUGCAGUUGAGAAGUGGCAAGAUAGCUGGAAGAGAAGUCAACAAAGAAGCAACAGGGCAUGAAGUGGAAGACACAAUAGACAAGAAGGAGGAUGAAAAGGCAUCAACAUCCAAAAAGAGCAAAGAAACCAAGGAUCCACUAAGCAAGUUGCCAACCCAAAACAACAAUGCCAAUAACAAGGAAAUUGUGAAGCCACAGCAAGAGGAAAGAACUGAAGGGGUAAAAUCUUAUACACCCAAGCGCCCUUACCCAACAAGGCUACACAAAGGAACAAGAGACCAACAAUUCCCAAAAUUCUUAGAGAUCUUCAAGAAGCUUGAAAUUAACAUUCCAUUAGCCGAAGCUUUGGAUCAAAUGCCAUUGUAUGCAAAGUUUCUUAAAGAAUUGAUCACCAAGAAGAGAAGCUGGCAGGAGAAAAAAACCGUGCUCCUUACUCAAGAGUGUAGUGCCAUCAUUCAAAAGGGACUGCCACCAAAACUCAAGGAUCCAGGCAGCUUCCUCAUACCAUGCACAAUUGGGAAUAUGGCCAUUGAUAAAUCACUUUGUGACUUGGGAGCAAGCAUUAACUUAAUGCCUCUUGCCAUGAUGAAGAAGCUAAUUCAAAAAGGAUAA
Arachis ipaensis is the source of this 720-nucleotide messenger RNA. NCBI's taxonomy places the organism in Eukaryota, Viridiplantae, Streptophyta, Magnoliopsida, Fabales, Fabaceae. The record is from RefSeq and is a predicted model, not a curated record.